Molecule: messenger RNA, 3217 nt
Organism: Empidonax traillii (willow flycatcher)
Lineage: Eukaryota; Metazoa; Chordata; Aves; Passeriformes; Tyrannidae
Gene: ACCS
Product: 1-aminocyclopropane-1-carboxylate synthase homolog (inactive)
Exons: 15
Coding region: 427-2922 (831 amino acids)
Biological process (GO): biosynthetic process; amino acid metabolic process
Molecular function (GO): transaminase activity; pyridoxal phosphate binding
Source: RefSeq, a predicted model, not a curated record
GCCGCGCCGGGCGCAGGGGGGGAGAGAGGGUGGGAGGGAGAAAGGCAGGGAAGAAAGGAAGGAGGCAGGGACAGAGGGACCCCACGGCGCCGCUCGGAGCCCGGCCCGACCCCGGGAACACGACAAGUGCCUGGCACGGGAUAAAGUUAUCCCGGAAUAAGGCUGCACGCAUGUGCGUCACCCCGGAUGUGAACAUGCCGGCCCGGCUCCCCGCUAGCUCACUCCGCCUGGCUCCAGCGGAUGGGCUGAGCCGAGCCGUGCCGAGCCGAGCCGUGCCGAGCCGUGCCCGCGGCCCUGCAGCCCGGUAGGGGCUGGGGGAGGCCGGGCCCCCCGGCGCCCUCGAGGGCCGAGGUGCGAGAGCCCCUCCCGGCGGGGCAGGGGCAGGUGCGCAGCCCGGGGCGAGCGGCGGGCGGGCCCCCGGGAGCGAUGGAUUUUCGGGGGAAGAAGUACGAGCGCGGCAGUAACUGGUCGGACCCCGAGGUGGUGGAGCUGCUGCAGCUCUGGGCCGACGAGUCGGUGCAGAUAGAGCUGGAGAGCUGCUUGCGCAACCAGCACGUCUUCAACCGCAUCGCCGAGGUGCUGCGGGAGAAGGGCAUCCACCGGACGGGCGACCAGUGCCGGGAGAAGAUCAAGAAGAUGAAGCUGGAGUACCGGCGGAUCAAGGACAAUAGCAAGGCUCCACGGGGCGGGCGGACGUGGAAGUUCUACGAGGUGAUGGACCGGGUGCUGACCAGCCGGCCGGCCCUGGCCUAUGGGUCUCUGAGCGGCAGCAUGAUGGCUCAGCAGGUGCUGCAGGGCAGCAUGGUGGAGAGCUACCACCAUCAGUUUGGCUCCUCAGCCUUGCCCUUUGGACACUCUCAGCACCCUGAACUGAUGGAAAUCAAAUGUUUCAGUGAGCCCAACAUGGCAAACUCAUCACGGAUCCAGAAUGUUGUUCACCGGCCUGGCUUCUCUGCCUUGCACCGGCUGAGAAAAAAGCGGAAAGGCCAGCGCAUGAGGGACCCGCUUGAUGAUCUCUUGCUGAAGACUCUGACAUCUCAGCGGGCCAUGGAAGAGCGCUUUUUGCAGAUGGAAGAACGCCGAUUUCAGCGAGAUCUGGAUGUGGAGGAGCGUCGAAUGCAACUGGAGCAGCGACGGUUUGAACUGGAGCGGGAGCAUGAGUUUCGCAUGUUCAAUGUCUUUGCCCAAAUGCUCAGCAUCCUAAAGCAGAGCCAUAGCAGCUCCUCCUCCUCCUCUGUUGUCAUGCCUCGGAGCUUGGACUUCAGCCAGGCACUGUCUGAAAUGGAGGGAAUGGGAGGAGGAGGGGGCAACCUGCAAGAGAUGCGAGUUCGUCCACUUACCAAGAGGAAGGUUGACAUGCAUGGCUUCUGUAACCCCAGCGGCUUCCAGAGAAGCCCCUAUCUCUCUGCUCGUGGCAACUUUGCCAACAUGUUUCAGGGCUCCACUGAGGAAGGGUACAAAGCUUAUCAUGCUGACAAAUAUGAUGAAGACAAGAACCCCAAUGGUAUAAUAAACUUUGGCACCAGUGAGAAUAAACUCUGCUUUGACCUGAUGUCUAAGCGGCUGACGCAGACUGAUAUGGAUCUGAUGGAACCUUCACUGCUUCAGUAUCCUGACUGGAAAGGACAUCUGUUUUUACGUGAGGAAGUGGCUCGAUUUUUGACCUAUUAUUGCAAGGCCCCUGCACCUCUUAAAGCAGAGAAUGUGAUUGUUUUAAAUGGCUGUGGCUCUUUAUUUUCUGCAUUAGCUACAGUCCUUUGUGAUCCAGGGGAAGCUGUUCUGAUUGCUACUCCCUUUUACGGUGGUAUUACCCAGAGUAUCUUCCUCUAUGGUAAUGUCAAGCUGGUGUAUGUCUGUUUAGACAGUAAGAUUACUGGAACAAACACUCGGCCUUUCCAGCUUACAGUGGAAAAACUGGAAAAAGCUUUGCAGGACGCCCAGGCAGAGGGUGUCACUGUAAGGGCCUUAAUUCUUCUGAAUCCCCAAAAUCCCCUUGGGGACAUUUACUCAUUGUCAGAGCUACGAGAUUACCUGGAAUUUGCGAAAAGACAUGAAUUGCAUGUGAUAGUAGAUGAGAUCUACAUGCUGUCAGUUUUUGAUGAAUCAGCCACGUUUCACAGUGUCCUAAGCAUGGACAGAUUGCCUGAUCCACAGCGGACUCAUGUGAUGUGGGGAAUAACCAAGGAUUUUGCUGUUUCUGGGAUUCGUUUUGGUACUUUAUAUACAGAGAACCAAGACGUUGCUAAUGCAGUGGCUUCUUUGUGUUAUUUCCAUGGGGUUUGUGGACCUGUCCAGCACAAGGUUGCACAGCUGCUUAAAGACAGAGACUGGAUCAACCAGGUGUACCUGAGGGCCAACCAUGCCCGCCUAAAAGCUGCCCAUACGUAUGUGACAGAUGAGCUGAAGACACUUGGGGUUCCUUUUCUCAACCGCAACGCAGGCUUCUUUGUUUGGAUUGAUUUCCGAAAGUACCUUAAGACAGGCACAUUUGAGGAGGAGUUGCUACUCUGGAAGCGUUUUCUGGAUAAUAAGGUCCUCCUGUCCUGCGGAAAAGCCUUUGAAUGCAGUGAACCUGGAUGGUUCCGCAUCAUCUUUGCUGACAAAACCCACCGGCUACAGUUAGGUAUGCAACGGAUACGCAAGGUUUUGGAAGAGCGGGAGCAGGAGAUACUGGCAGAGGAGAAGGAGCAGCCCUGUCAGUCAGAUCAGGAUGGCAAAGCAGAUAGCACAGAUGAAGUAAUUUUUGUAUCCCGCCACCAGGAGCCUACCUGUGCUAACAGCACCAGCCUUGGUGACCUCAUUGGCCUCCUGCAGCAGCAGAUGCGUUCUUCUGACUGGCUACAGAAAAACACAGCUGAGCAGUUUGCACAGGAGAAGCCAGAGAUCUAUGAUGUGUUCAGCAAACUGGUGGGGAAGCAGUAAUGGUCUGUGUUCCUUCAGAGACGUUCCUGAGCAGUGACUGACCCUUACAGCUCAUAAGUGACUUCCAGCAAAUAAUAUAUUUUCUGUAUAGCAAGAAAAUUACUUUGUAAGCCCCCUCCUCUUCCCCCAUUUGAGAUCUCUAAUUUGUACUAUAUAGGUGUAUUCCUUGGAUUGGGGUGAGGGUAGGGAAUGGGGGGGGGGUCUUGUUUUCCUGCUGCUCCCUGUCCUGCAGCAUCAUUGUAUUUUGUAUUUCAUUUCUAAUGAAUAUGUUCUUAACUCUCUUACAAGGUCCUGU